Trypanosoma theileri is the source of this 951-nucleotide messenger RNA. Its product is annotated as expression site-associated gene (ESAG-like) protein. The transcript has a single exon. The coding region runs from base 1 to 951 and encodes 316 amino acids. NCBI's taxonomy places the organism in Eukaryota, Euglenozoa, Kinetoplastea, Trypanosomatida, Trypanosomatidae. The record is from RefSeq and is a predicted model, not a curated record.
AUGCUUCUUAGCUCGUUUCUCUCCAACGUGUCUGUGAUUUCUAUUGCCUACGGGAGGAAUUAUACGCACACACAUCGGCCCCAAUGGAUUUUGAAUUAUAUUGAUCGUGAGGGUUUACGAGAGGAUGACAUUGUUGUUGUGUUUGAUGGUGGGGACACCCUUUUCACUGGGGCCCAGAGGGUACAACAAGCAUUGACACACUUCAUGGCCACAACCGCACCUACUGCUGAGGCUUUUGAUGCUGCUGCUGUGCAUCGAGGUGAGGCUUCAGCACCCAUACUUUUCUCAAGUGAAUCGUUUUGUUACGCACCACAACUAGAAUUAGUUAUCCGCAAAGGACCAAAACCUCAUUAUAGAAAGUGCCUUUGGUUUUAUACACGAAUGUGGAAAGCAGCAGCGAUAACACAAAAUAGACGCUUGUCGCAACAGAAGAAAAAGGAAUACCGUUUCCUUACUUCAGGCGGUUAUGUCGGACGCGUAUGGGCGCUUCGUGCUGCGACUCUGGCGUACACCAGAUUGCUGGAGACACGGAGUGAUUGGUGGUGUGAUCAGUCUAUCUGGACAUUGCUUUACAUUUGGAGUGUUUCUCAAGUACCUGGAGUUCCAACCGAACAACGUAUACCGUUCGGUUUUAUUGACCUUGACUACAACAAAAUUUUUUUUAUUUCUCCCUCUAAAGGAGCUUUCACAAAUUCUGCUAUCUUUCACUUCCCAGGUCCUAUGGAUGGGUGGCAACCGUUUCUCCCCAAAAUAAUAAAUCACACGUUAUGGAUUAAAGAGAUUUAUUACAGCCCUCAAUCCCUCAGGUCAGUCAGAUGUCGUGUGCUUUCCGAAGCGUUUGUGAAAGUGCAAGAUGCUUAUGGCUACACUCACGCCUACCGUUAUGGAAACUUAUGUCCUGCUAAGGAUGCACUGAAGUUGAGUUGGCUUGCGAGUGCGUUUCCAAAGUAA